AUGGGAUUGUAAGGCCCUUGGAGGGACAAGGUUUCAAUUUUUAUAUCCAAAUUUGGUUUUUACGAACAAAAUUUAGCUUUAAUUUUGAAAAACAGCAUUUUUGAUGUUUCACGAAAUUUUUCCAAAAUUUUUUCGUAUUCCAUUAGAUUUUUUAGACUAGAAUGAAAGAAUAAUGUCUAAUUUAUUUUAUUCUACCUUAACUUCCAUAAUAUUACAUCAAAUUUCGACAAAUUUACCUUAUUUUAGACCUCAUCUGACCUUAUACUAAAUUUUUCAACCAAUAUCAAUAAAAAAUUACUUUUUUGAUUCCCAUUCAUUGCGCUCUUACUCAUUCGCUCCCAUACACUGACUCACUCACCAAAAACUUACAAUUUUCAUUUAUUUUCAGCCCCAAAUCCAUUCAAAAAAGGGGCGGCGCGCAGAGAGUGCGCGGAACGAGGAGCGCCGCCAGAGACAAUCCCUCUCGCCCAUAUUUUUCUCUGCGCUCAGAAGAGCGAAAAAAAGACGGGGAAGAAGAAGAGCCAGCUGUUUUUGCGCUCGGUUCGAUUGUACCAGGUGACAAUACUCGGUGGAAAAGAAGGCCUCCUCCUCUGAUCUCGACUGGGUGGAAUCGAGUGGCUCAAGUAAGUUGGUUUCCCCUUUUUUCCAUUGAUUUUUAGACACGAAGUGAGAAUGAAGACGUGGGGAGAAGGGAAUUACAUUAUCCGGGACUUUCAGGAAGCAAGAGUCAUGAGGAAAAUUGAUUUUGAGCGCAAGGAUAAUGUAGAAAAGUUUGAGAGGAAAAGUUCGAGAUGUACCUAAAUUAAUGUUGGAAGUUGGGUUUGAAGGGUGAAAGUAGAACGUUGGAUGUAUUCCGAUUAAAGUAGAGACGAAACUGGGCUAGAUGGGGGAUAAUUGACCUCAAUUUUCUAAUUUUCCUUCAAAGAUCGAGGUCUUCGAAUUUUUUAGAUAACAAAUAAAAUUAGUUUUGAUGUAUAUAGGAGUUUUAUGGCUACAUAAGACAGAUAGAUGUGUCUAGUAUUAGUUUUAAGAUUAAUUUUCGUGAGUUUCCUUCGAAAAUUACCGAAAUUUGGCAUUAAUUUAUGUUAGACUACCCCCAAUCUCAAAUCAAGUAAAAUUUCGCUAAAAUCUUCGGCCUCCUGAUGAAUUUUUGUUUCAGCAAGACCAACUUGUGAAGAACGUUUCGGGCGCCAGUACUUUGUUUUUUCCAUCAAGGUUUUUCCUUUUGACUUCAAAUUAA
Messenger RNA from Bursaphelenchus xylophilus (pine wood nematode), 1240 nucleotides. The record is from the annotation of a GenBank genome assembly. Lineage: Eukaryota; Metazoa; Nematoda; Chromadorea; Rhabditida; Aphelenchoididae.